AUGCUUUUCAUAUCCACCUUGGUUUCAGCAUUCCUCGUCUCAGCCAUGGCUGUCCAUGGUCGUAGCCAAUGCGCCGCCUGGAUUCAACAGCGCGGCCACGGAGAUUUCAUCUCACCACAAAGACCUGCUCAAAACCUCGCGAGCUCUAAAGGUCAUCCGGGAGCCUGCGGUGCCCCCUACAAAGAAGGUGAAAAGUUUGUGAUGCUUUGGAACGGUAUACAUAGCAAUGUUCAAAUACCACCUUCUUUGACUGGUGGUUGGGUGACUGGGGGUGCCAACAAUAAUUGCAGGAAGAAAGUUCGGGUUUACGCUAAUGGGAGAAGUGUUGACGGAAUUGUGGUCGAGUCCGGCUCGUUUUCCCCGACACAACAACCAAUUGACGAAACUACCGGUUGCUCAAGCAUAGCCAUCAGUAAUCAGAUGAUGGCGGAGCUAGGCGCUAGUGGUAGUACCACACUUGACGUCACGUGGCAAUUUUUGGACCCAGCCGUUUAA
This is a messenger RNA of Melampsora larici-populina 98AG31, 495 nucleotides long. RefSeq lists its product as uncharacterized. Lineage: Eukaryota; Fungi; Basidiomycota; Pucciniomycetes; Pucciniales; Melampsoraceae. The transcript has 8 exons. The record is from RefSeq and is a predicted model, not a curated record. Bases 1 to 495 code for a protein of 164 amino acids.